CACAAAAAUGUUUUCCAUUAAAAUAUUAUUCCUCUGCAUAUUAGUGCCAAUAGUCUACGGACUAACUCGUAAAGAAUUAGUUGAUUUCGCGGACAAACAGUACCACAAACUAAUUAAUACACUGAAAACUGGUGUACAAUACCCAGCAGUAGGUAAGACAGGGUCGGACCACUGGGAGACAACCCCACCCGUGGACAACCAGUGGACGGCCGGCUUUUAUCCGGGGGUUCUCUGGCAUCUCUAUAACUAUACAAAGAGUGAUGAGUGGAAACAAUUGGCCACAACUGCUACCGACGCCAUGUAUAACGACCAGUUCAACACAUGGCAACACGACAUCGGCUUCAUGAUAAUGGGCUCCUAUGGCAAUGGAUACGAGUUCACCAAAAACCCUAAUUACCCGAAAAUUAUAGUAAACGCGGCCAACCAUUUUGCCAAACGCUUUAAUCACAAUGUCGGGUGCACCAAAUCGUGGGAUACCCCCAAUCCCAACGAGUUUCUGGUAAUAGUGGACAAUAUGAUGAAUCUGGAGCUACUAUUCGAGGGUUGGAAGCAUUCUGGCAAUAAGACUCUGUACGAUAUGGCGGUCUCCCAUACAAAUGUCACCAUAAGAGAGCACCUGAGGAAAGACUACUCGCACUUCCAAAUCCCAAAUUGUGAUCCGUUUCUUAUGUCUAAAGCCAAAAAUACGGCGAAUGUUGGCGAUGAUGACUUUAUGGCACCGGAAGCCAUGACUAAUGAAUACAACCAUUUAAUAGAUAUCUACAGUCUAUCCCUAAUUGGGGCUCAAAUUUUUGGUUUCGAUAAAAACGAUAUAAUCGACGGAAAAUACGAAUGA
This is a messenger RNA of Oppiella nova, 835 nucleotides long. Lineage: Eukaryota; Metazoa; Arthropoda; Arachnida; Sarcoptiformes; Oppiidae. The record is from the annotation of a GenBank genome assembly.